Carassius carassius (crucian carp) is the source of this 2336-nucleotide messenger RNA. Its product is annotated as rho-related GTP-binding protein RhoQ-like. Gene Ontology annotation, biological process: small GTPase-mediated signal transduction; cortical actin cytoskeleton organization. The transcript is spliced from 6 exons. Bases 367 to 1023 code for a protein of 218 amino acids. Gene Ontology annotation, molecular function: GTPase activity; GTP binding. Lineage: Eukaryota; Metazoa; Chordata; Actinopteri; Cypriniformes; Cyprinidae. The record is from RefSeq and is a predicted model, not a curated record.
CCUUGAUCCAGAGUUAUUACCCCGCCUAUGUCGCAAGUCAAUCCGCGUUGGGCUCAAGAGUCAGAGGAGGUGAUACUGGGGUUUGUAAAGUAGGGAAAGUGGAACAGCGGUGAGGGCGUAUUUCAGGUUGAUGUCUUGACACGAGGCUAUGUUUGUCGUUUGCUUAAAUCUCACGGAAGCGGCACGCGCUCGUCGUGUGCCAGUACUGAGAGGGGGAAAACCUCAGUUAAUGUCAAAUUUGGGAAGCGGGGUGGAGGAAAUGGCAUUUCAGCUGCUGCUAGUGGUGACGCCUGAUAGUGAGCUUUAAUAAAGCGGGAUAUAUCUCUAGCAGCUGAAGAUGGUGAAUUCAAGUGUUUUAUUAUCGUCAUGGCAAACGGAACCGGCAGCAUCAUGUUGAAAUGCGUGGUCGUCGGCGACGGCGCCGUUGGAAAAACUUGUCUGCUGAUGAGCUACGCCAACGACGCCUUUCCUGAGGAAUAUGUGCCCACUGUCUUUGAUCAUUAUGCAGUGAGUGUGACGGCUGGGGGAAAACAGUACUUUCUAGGGCUGUAUGACACUGCGGGCCAGGUUGUGUUUCAGUGGAGCCAGCUGGUCCAAAUAAACUGGGAGGACUAUGAUCGCCUGCGACCCCUGUCCUACCCUAUGACAGAUGUCUUCCUCAUUUGCUUCUCCGUGGUGAAUCCAGCCAGCUUCCAGAACGUGAGAGAGGAGUGGGUCCCUGAGCUGCAGGAGUAUGCACCUAACGUCCCUUACUUGCUCAUUGGUACUCAGAUUGACCUGCGGGAUGAUCCCAAGACUAUUGCCAAGCUGAACGAUGUGAAGGAAAAGCCCAUUGUUACAGAACAGGGCCAGAAGCUAGCCAAGGAGAUUGGUGCCUGCUGUUAUGUUGAAUGCUCAGCACUGACACAGAAAGGCCUGAAGACUGUGUUUGAUGAGGCCAUUAUAGCCAUUCUGGCUCCUAAGAAAGGUGCGCUCAAGCGAAGACUGGGCCCACGCUGCAUCAACUGCUGCCUCAUCACAUGAUACACCAGCUCAGGGGCACCAGUGAAAGAAAGCAAGAACUGACAACCAACCAGAUUUCAAUCUGACUUUUGAACUCAAACAUGGCUUAGCAAUGGGCCCAGUCACCUGCGACUGAAAUAUGAAAGGUCCAAGUUAUGGGCGGAAUGACAAGAAGAACUGACAAAAAGACACACUUUUCAAUGACAAAAGAACAAUAAACAUUGAGAUGAAAAUGGACAAAAUGAUUUAUUGAACAUAUAAGCACAGAGAGUGAAAGAGAUGUCUGAGACACCCUUUCUAAUGACCCAAGAACUAUCAAACUGUAUUUCUGUGUCUGGCUUAUUAAGCACGAGUUCAUUUAAGAGACCAAACCCAGACAAGCCUAAACAGCACAACCAAACCCAUGGGUCAUUUACAGAAGUAAGACUUUUUUAACUUCAAAUAGGGAAACUCGGCAUCUCAAUUUGGCUUGCAAAACAGUUACUUUUUACAAAAUGUCAGUACUGGCUUUAUUAACAGUAAAAAGAGAGGAAUUGUAAAAUAAUUACUGCCAUUAGGAACAUAUGACAAAUAUCUAUUCUACAAAAAAAAAAAAAAAAAACAGAUUUUUUUUAUUUUUAUAAAUGUGACUUCGGAGUCGAGCAUCAUUUCUUGGAUUUGGAGCAGGUGCUGGUCUUUUGACUCCAGCCUGGAUCUCUUUCUCUCUCAGUUUCUAGUGGCCUGUGAUUGUGUCCUUUUCCUCACUUGAGCUUGUAGGUGAGCUGUUUGCGAUGCCAGUGGAUCCAGACAGGAGCAGCGAGGAGGCCAGUCAGAAAUCCAGUAGCUGCCCCAAGGGUACAAGAAAUGGGCCAAACCUGGACAGAGGAACCACAAAAUGAUCAAAGCUGUCUUUUAGCAGGAGCACAGGUGACUGACUGGAAAGUCUACAGAAUCACUGUACCAGCCAAAUUUUGUAUUCGAGACUGCUUUCUUCCUCUUUCUUUAAAGUUGAGAUUUGAGUGUUAUGUAUGGGUGGCCUUGCCUCUCAGGUGUGUGCCGACUGCUUUGCAUUUGGAAUUUUUGCUUCAUAUGAUCAAGGUGAUUUCAAAUGUUAUUUGAUUUUUUUUUUUCUGAAUUUCUUGCAGUUCAUGCUAAUAUGUGGAGUGGUCUUUUAAAGCUUUCAGUACAUUGUGAGCAACAAAAUUGCAAAUGUAAACUACAAAAGGCACAGAGAUUUUAUGAGAAGACAUUAAGUAUGAAAUUGCUGUUGAUGCCCAAUGCACAGUGGAUGAACAGAAUGUACAUUUAAUGACUUGCCUCAAAAUAUUUACAGGCUAUAAAAGUUUUUUUUCUAA